AUGCCGGACACAGUCGACAGGAACGAUCUCUCCUCUCGUGUGCUUCCGUUCAUGAGCCUCUCAGAUGGCUCCGAAGCAUCCAUGACAGGACCGCCUCCACCUCUACCUCACUACCUCAAUGCCGAAGGGAGAGCAUUGGCGAGAUUUGCCGUGGAGGGGAAUGUCGUGAGUGAGUCUCCAGGACCAGUCGAUACAUACAACCUCGAGCCAGAAUCAACCAGACUGACGUUGUCCUCCAGUCACGGGCGGCGCCGGUACUCUUGGAUUAUCCACAGCACGAGCACUCCUCGAGCACGGCGCAGCGGGCCUCGCUCUCUGGGAUCUGGAAGCCACUCUCCGCGCCUCCCAAACCGCCAUCGCAUCCCUCGCCAAGGACUUCCCGCAGGCCCGCGUCUUCGGCAUCUCUGUGGACGUCACGGACGCCGAAGCAAUCGCAGAAGGCGUCGCCUCCGUCGUCCAGACGCUCGGCUCCCUGGACCAUCUGUUCUGCUUCGCGGGCAUCGUAGGCUGCUACCACGCCGUGGACAUGACGCCCGAGCAAUGGCGCAAGACGCUCGACGUCAACACCACCGGCGCCUUCCUGUGCGCGCAGGCCGUCGCGAGGCAGAUGCAAGCGGCCCAGACGGGCGGCACGAUCACGUUGACGGCGUCGAUUUCCGGCCACCGGGUGAAUUAUCCGCAGGCUCAGGUGGGCUACAAUGUCUCCAAAGCGGCGGUUGUCGCGCUCGUCAAGUCCCUCGCGGCCGAGUGGGCGGUGCAUGGGAUCCGGGUGAAUUCCCUCUCACCCGGGUAUAUGGAUACGAUUCUGAACGCAGGAGGUGGGAAUAUCGCCGAAGCGCGCGCGAGCUGGGCGGAGCGGAACCCGAUGGGACGAAUGGGUGCUGUUGGGGAAUUGGAUGGGAUGUGUGUCUUGCUGGCGAGCAGAGCGGGGAGCUACAUCAAUGGGGCUGACAUGGUGAUCGACGGCGGCGCGAUUGUCUUCUAA
Messenger RNA from Lecanosticta acicola, 985 nucleotides. The record is from the annotation of a GenBank genome assembly. Lineage: Eukaryota; Fungi; Ascomycota; Dothideomycetes; Mycosphaerellales; Mycosphaerellaceae.